AUCUCUCCGACGAGCUCUCGCUUCCUCCAGCCUCACAGACUGCAGCGUAGCAAGGCUAGCAGGGAUGCGUCUACGCAGCAGCGGCCCUAUAGACGGGGAUGCCAGCCUCGAGAGCAAGCCUGUGGUCGUGAAGGUGGAGGUGGAGGAGCCCUUGCGACCUUCUCGACGUCGCGUUAGGCUUAAGACCGAGGAAUCUGUCGGCGUGAAGCGAGAGAAGGUGGAAAAGGUGGAGCAGGACGCUGCACCCAAGAAGAGAGCCAAGAAGGCAAAGGAAUCCAAGACGCGCGUGCCUCGCCAAGAGCCAAGCGGCUGGAGGGAAAUUCUGAAAGGGAUCGAGGAGAUGCGGGCGAACAAGGACGCAGAGGUGGACAAGUAUGGCUGUGAGGUAUUCUUCGACGAGAGCUUUCCGCCGCAUGUUUGUCGCUUCCACGUGCUCAUAGCGGCGAUGAUGAGCAGUCAAACGAAAGACCCGGUGAACGCCGCGGCAAUGGGCUGCCUCAUUAAGCACGGGUUGACGAUAGAGUCGAUGCUUGAGAUCGACCAGCAGGAGCUGGCACAGCUGAUUCGACCUGUUGGUUUCUUCAACCACAAGGCAAAGUACAUCAAGCAGACUGCUGCGAUCUUGACCAAGCAGGCUGAAGUUGAGGGUAAAGAUGUUGUCGAUAUCCCGAGCACGUACGAGGGGCUCAUUGCACUGCCCGGAGUCGGACCGAAGAUGGCGACGCUUGUCAUGAACUGCGCGUGGAAUAAUACUGUGGGAAUUUGUGUUGACACGCAUGUGCAUCGGAUUUCCAAUCGACUCAAGUGGGUGAAAACAUGGAACAAGAACAACCCAAAGUCGCAGGACCCAGAGAAAACGCGAGCGGUACAUGAGAUAGAUUGGUUUUGGUAA
Phytophthora sojae is the source of this 892-nucleotide messenger RNA. RefSeq lists its product as hypothetical. Gene Ontology annotation, molecular function: oxidized pyrimidine nucleobase lesion DNA N-glycosylase activity; DNA binding; DNA-(apurinic or apyrimidinic site) endonuclease activity. NCBI's taxonomy places the organism in Eukaryota, Oomycota, Peronosporomycetes, Peronosporales, Peronosporaceae. Bases 65 to 892 code for a protein of 275 amino acids. Gene Ontology annotation, biological process: base-excision repair; nucleotide-excision repair; base-excision repair, AP site formation. Gene Ontology annotation, cellular component: nucleus. The record is from RefSeq and is a predicted model, not a curated record. The transcript is spliced from 4 exons.